AUGGUUGUCUAUCCGUGGCUUAUAUUAUCAAUCGCUUUCAUAGCAAUCUUCUUAGUCAUACCAGUGAUCAUAUUCUUGAGCCUAUAUGUGACCGCUUUAGUGAUGUAUGUCUAUAGGCAUCGGCAAAAACUGGACGCCAAACGGCUAUUAAGUAAUCAAACCAAAUGGAAAAGUCUAUUAUAUGUGAUUGUAAUGCUAUGGGAAGCUCACGGAUACUUCUGGCACUCGUACGAAGUGGACGGACUCGACCGCAUACCCAAUGAGGGUCCGGCACUUAUAGUCUACUAUCACGGCUGUAUACCUCUCGACCACUUCUAUUUGAUGACCAAAAUAUUGCUCUACAAGAAACGAUUUGUGCGAUCAGUUGGCGACCACUUUUUAUUCAUGCUUCCGGGCUCUAAGACCUUAAUGAAAGAGCUAAAAGUACUGACCGGACCCGUCGACCAGUGCGUUAAGCUUCUUAGUGAAGGAGACCUGUUAUCGAUAGCGCCGGGCGGUUGUCGUGAAGGACUAUUUGGUGAUAAUCUGUAUAAACUAAUGUGGAAUAAUAGGUCCGGCUUUGCAAAAGUGGCCUUCGAAGCGAAAGUACCCAUAAUUCCGGUCUUCACACAAAACCUUAGGGAAGCAUUCAUUGCCGUCAAGUUAUUUCAAUGUAUAUUAAAACCAUUGUAUGAAUGGACACGUCUUCCAGUUAUACCAUUUUAUGGUGGAUUUCCCGUUAAAUUAAAGACAUUUGUGGGAAAACCGAUUCCUUAUGAUCCGAAGAUAACACCCGAAGAAUUGGCUCAACAAACCAUGAAUGCUGUCGAAGAGUUAAUUCGUCAAAAUCAAAGAAUUCCCGGCAAUAUUUGGGAUGCAUUUUGUGAUAGAUUUUAG
Messenger RNA from Medioppia subpectinata, 876 nucleotides. Lineage: Eukaryota; Metazoa; Arthropoda; Arachnida; Sarcoptiformes; Oppiidae. The record is from the annotation of a GenBank genome assembly.